AUACACAUAGGGGUGCUAAGUAUAGACGAAAAAACUAAAAGAGUCUUAGGGUGUAAAGGCCAUGGAUUCUCAGGCUCUGCGAUCAAAACAAGAUGAUGCUAAGCUUCACAUAGUCUUGUUUCCAUGGCUGGCUUUUGGCCACAUGAUACCAUACUUGGAGUUGGCCAAGCUCGUUGCUCAGAGGGGUCAUCAUGUCUCCUUCGUUUCCACCCCUAGGAACAUCGAUCGCCUCCCAAAGCUGCCUCCUAAUUUAACACCUUUCAUCUCUUUCGUAAAGAUCCCCUUACCCCAUGUGCCAAACCUGCCGGAGAAUGCUGAAGCCACAACGGAUCUUCCGGAGAACAAGGUCCCGUUCCUGAAGCAAGCCUACAAUCUGCUAGAAGAAGGCAUAACUGGCUUCCUGGAUGCUGCGGCUCCCGAUUGGGUUCUUCAUGAUUUUACUGCUUAUUGGUUGGUGCCUAUCGCCACCAAACUGGGUAUAGCAUGCGGAUUUCUGAGUAUAUUCACAGCGUCUGCUCUGUGUUUUUUCAAUCCUAGCGGUCAAGAUCAUCGUACGGAGCCGGAGGAUUUCACCGUUGCCCCCAAAUGGGUGCCCUUUCCUUCAAGAGUAGCGUUUCGGUACUUCGAGGUCGUGAAGAUCUUCAACAAUGCUAUAGCGGGUGAUGCUUCCGGUACCUCGGAUAUGCACCGGUUCGAGGCCUGUCUCAGAGGCUGUGAUCUGUUGGCCGUGAGAAGUUGCACGGAGUUGGAACCCGAGUGGUUGCGCCUUCUGGAGCAGCUUUACCAGAAACCAGUCGUUCCGGUGGGUCAGCUCCCUCCCAUCUUGCCUCACGGUGGGGACGAUGACGAGGAUGAGACGUGGCUGGAAAUCAAAGGUUGGCUGGACAAACAAGCAGGAGGAUCGGUGGUGUAUGUGGCAUUCGGGAGCGAGGCCAAACCCAAUCAGACUGAACUCACCGAAAUCGCACUUGGAUUGGAGCAGUCCGAGUUACCCUUCUUCUGGGCGCUAAAAUUGAAGCGCGGGCCUUGUGAUAUUGAGGUGAUCCAGCUGUCAGAAGGAUUCGAGGAGCGAACCAAGGGUCGCGGGGUGGUGUGCACGAGUUGGGCGCCUCAGCUCAAGAUACUGAGUCACCCUUCCAUCGGUGGGUUCUUGAGUCACUCAGGGUGGACCUCUGUGGUGGAGGCACUACAGUUGGAGAGACCUCUAAUUCUGUUGACCUUUUUAGCGGAUCAAGGCUUGAACGCUAGCUUUUUACGGGAGAAGAGGAUGGGGUACUUGAUCCCCAGAAAUGAGGAAGAUGGGUCGUUUACAAGGGAGGCAGUGGCCCGGUCCCUGAGGCUGGUGGUGGUGGAGGAAGGAGACAAGUUUUACAGGGACAAAGCCAAGGAGAUGAGAGCAGUGUUUGGAGACAGGGACAGACAGAACCAGUACGUGGAUACUUUGGUGAGUUGCCUGAAAGAGCAUAGGCGGCAUAUCCAUAAAGCAGCACGCGCCAACUGAAGCUAAUGGAAUGGAGGAUGUGAAGGGAUCAAUUUGUCAAACGCUUGGCACCAUUUAAGCUUUUCGAGUUUAGACUUCAGAGCAUUUUGACUAGUGACUAGUAUGAGGUGAUAUGUUGCAACAAAAUAAACCUGGUUUCUUCCUCAAGUGGUUUGUUUCAGUUGA
Messenger RNA from Vitis vinifera (wine grape), 1666 nucleotides. RefSeq names its product UDP-glycosyltransferase 91A1. The coding region runs from base 62 to 1501 and encodes 479 amino acids. NCBI's taxonomy places the organism in Eukaryota, Viridiplantae, Streptophyta, Magnoliopsida, Vitales, Vitaceae. Gene Ontology annotation, molecular function: UDP-glycosyltransferase activity. The transcript has a single exon. The record is from RefSeq and is a predicted model, not a curated record.